AUGUCUCUAGUUGCCUGUUUUUCACAGUUUUAUGUGUUUGCCAAUACAGAGGCAUCAGAGUGUCUCAUCCUCAUGGUGAUGUCUUAUGACCGAUAUCUGGCUAUCUGUAACCCACUGCGAUACAACAGUAUGAUCAACAAAGGUUUUUGUGUGAAAUCUGUAAUUGUAUCAUGGUUGUUGAGUUUUUUGUUGCUGUUUAAGAAUGAAUUUGAUGCAUACAAAUUUGACUUCUGUGGACCAAAUGUUAUUGACCAUUUCUUCUGUGACUUACCUCCUAUUCUAGAGCUUUCUUGUUCAGAUACUUCAAUUUAUCGAAUCCAGGUUUCUUUAUUUGGUGUUAUUGUUGUUAUGUUCCCAUUCACAAUGAUAAUUGUUUCUUAUGUGUUUAUCAUCACCACCAUUCUAAGUAUUCAGUCCAUUAGCGGGAGACAGAAAGCCUUUUCCACUUGUAGCUCCCACCUGACUGUUGUGUGUAUAUUUUUUGGGAGUCUCUUUUCCGUAUACAUGGUUCCAACCAAUGGAGAGUUAUUGGCUAUCAGCAAGGCAUUAUCACUGCUUUAUACUGUGGUAACACCAUUGUCUAAUCCAUUCAUAUACAGCCUGAGGAAUAAAGACUUUAGGAUAGCUUUUCAAAAAUUGAAACAGUUUCUAUUCAUUUAG
This is a messenger RNA of Pseudophryne corroboree (corroboree frog), 660 nucleotides long. Its product is annotated as olfactory receptor 11L1-like. The transcript has a single exon. Bases 1 to 660 code for a protein of 219 amino acids. Gene Ontology annotation, cellular component: membrane. The record is from RefSeq and is a predicted model, not a curated record. Gene Ontology annotation, biological process: G protein-coupled receptor signaling pathway. Gene Ontology annotation, molecular function: G protein-coupled receptor activity; olfactory receptor activity. NCBI's taxonomy places the organism in Eukaryota, Metazoa, Chordata, Amphibia, Anura, Myobatrachidae.